CAAGUUUAAUGAAGAUGCUGAAAACACAGGCUACUACGAAGAUUUUCUUGGUUAUCGAAAGCAAACACGCAACUAUCUGGGACAUGACUUCUUGGAGACUAUGUGGCUUUAUAACAGUGUUGGUCGCAAGACACUUAUUGAAGAAGGAAUUACCUUGGAGGAUGGUACCUUUGUGAAAGGUUUUCCUUCCUAUCCAGCAGACGCUACCAUCGUCCGCUUAACUCUUGAAAAUCUUCCAUUCCUCCCAGCCAUCCAGUUGAAAGAGGAAAUGGCUGCUCGUCUUUCGUGCUUUGGAGAAGUUCUAGAUCAUGGCAUCUCGAGAACUGAUGGCAUCUUUCAUGGUGAAGGGUAUGCUACCUUGAAUCUAA
Molecule: messenger RNA, 368 nt
Organism: Gilbertella persicaria
Lineage: Eukaryota; Fungi; Mucoromycota; Mucoromycetes; Mucorales; Choanephoraceae
Exons: 1
Coding region: 9-176 (55 amino acids)
Source: RefSeq, a predicted model, not a curated record